ACACCCUUCGUUAAAACCUCACAAGGCAAUGCAGACAGUGAGACUACAUAAAUAGUGAAUGAAGUGGAGGUUGAUCACCCCAAUUUCUUUAUCUUCAUCACAGUUUCUCUUCUAUCAAGAUUUCAACUUUCAAUCUGCCUGUUUGUAGUGAUUACUGGCUUAAGUUGUAGUUUUACAAUGGCUUACAUUCCUGCGCACAAGCGGCCACUGCCAACUCCUGAGCUGCUUGCUCCUCAGUUCUGGAAACAAGGGAUGCAUACUGUCUUCUCUGCUGAUACUAGACCCACAGCUCCCGCUGCUGCUCGUGGCGGUCGUCCUGGUACCUUCCGUGGUCGUGGCAAAGGCUAUAGAGGCAUAAGUGGUACUUCUGGAAUGGGUUACGUUCCACCACACAAGUGGCACUCGAAGGAAUCGGAGAGGCCAUUGCUGACUUCAGAGCUGCGUGCUCAACGAUUCAAGAAAAACUUAUAUGCCAAGCCAUAUAACAAGUCUAAUGUGGAUUGGACUCGAAGAAUAGCUAUUGCAGACCAUUCUACAUAUCGAUGGUGCGCCGCUGCUGCUCGUGGGGGUCGUCCUGAUACCUUGCAUAGUCGUGGCAAAGGCUAUAGAGGUUUUCGUGGUGGCAUAACUGCUCGUUCUGGAAUGGCUCACAUUCCACCACACAAGCAGCACUCGAAGGAAUAUGAGAGGCCAUUGCUGACUUCAGAGCUGCAUGCUCAACGAUUCAAGAAAAACUUAUAUGUCAAGCCAUAUAACAAGUCUAACGUGGAUUGGACUGGAAGAAUAGCUCAUGCAGACCAUUCUACAUAUAGAUGGUGCGCCGUUGGUUUGGGUGAGAAGAACCAAUUUCCGCCUUCUGUUAAUCUUAAGCCCAUUUGCUUGUACUCCACUGAGCCGAAAGUUGAGGAAAAUCGUCUGGCUUUAUUCAACACUAGUCUAGAUGAUGGAGGCAGUGAGUUGAAAUGGAAUUCGCCAAGGAGCCCUGGGGUAUCUAUAGCAGAAAAUGUGCUGGCAGACUUGGUUUCUUCUAUUAAACACAUGAGGAAUGAAAUGAAGUGCGCACAGCUCAAAGAAGGAAAGCCUACUUUGCUUGCUAGAGUGGGGAAAGUACUUUUUCUUAGGAGGCCUUUAUUUAACAUGGAAGCCAUCAGAACAAGUUUGUCUACUGAAAUCUUGAAACAAUGGAGACAAUUAUUGUACACAAACAUUCCUGUUUCAUAUAAGGAAAGGAUUGAGAACGAAGUUGUCCCAAAAAUUGGAGUUGAUUUCGAAGGGGAGAAAGAUACAUACCAAGUAAAGUUGUCUGAUUCCACCAGGCCAGAUGCAACUCUCUCCUGCAAAUGCCGUGUAAUGAAAGAACAUGGAAAGCUACAACUCUACAAGAUUGAACUGAAUCAACUGCGUAACAUGGUCGUGGACAUUUCAUGCACGACCAAAAAUCUGGACCUGAGACUGAUGCUAAACACAAAGAGACUCGUCACAGAUCUGACUGACGAUGAGAUGCAAAGCAUUCGGGAUCUGAUUAAUUCCGCGAUUAUAGAUCCAGAUGUAAAGGGCGGGUUGAGAUGGCCUUCGGGAAAGGAUUCUUCCGGAGAUAAAUACAAAGUUGAUGGGGUCUGGCACUUAAUAGCUAAUACGUACAAAAAUUCAUCGUUCAGACUGAAAGUCAGACGUGCGGAUCGAUUUGAUUAUAGAACCCUAACUGGGACCGUUACUUGGGAGACAAUUCUGAUGUUGAAAAGGGUCCUGUCAAAGUUACAGGAAGAGAAUGCCGAAGCCAGCUCGGUUUCUGAGAUACUGAAGGAAGACAUGCAGCUGAUAUGGGACAACUUCUUGAGCUGUGAAGGAUUCCUGACGUGAAACUGCAUGUUGUAAAUCAGUGAUUUGCUUUAAUUUAUUAGGUGUUUGUGAUAUCAGGAUGUUAAAACUUUUGUAGUCGUAGUUAAGUGCUUAUUGGGAGACUGAUUUGCUUUGCUUAAUUAGGUGUUUGUGGUAUGAGGAUAACUUUUGCUUGA
Molecule: messenger RNA, 2015 nt
Organism: Pyrus x bretschneideri (Chinese white pear)
Lineage: Eukaryota; Viridiplantae; Streptophyta; Magnoliopsida; Rosales; Rosaceae
Exons: 10
Coding region: 178-1860 (560 amino acids)
Source: RefSeq, a predicted model, not a curated record